Molecule: messenger RNA, 987 nt
Organism: Hevea brasiliensis (rubber tree)
Lineage: Eukaryota; Viridiplantae; Streptophyta; Magnoliopsida; Malpighiales; Euphorbiaceae
Product: MADS-box protein FBP24-like
Exons: 1
Coding region: 1-987 (328 amino acids)
Biological process (GO): positive regulation of transcription by RNA polymerase II
Molecular function (GO): DNA-binding transcription factor activity, RNA polymerase II-specific; RNA polymerase II cis-regulatory region sequence-specific DNA binding; protein dimerization activity
Source: RefSeq, a predicted model, not a curated record
AUGGGUCGAGGAAAGCUAAACAUGGAACUGAUAACGAAUGAGAAGUCUCGCAUGAUAACCUAUCAGAAAAGGAAAAAGGGUUUAAUCAAGAAAUUGCAGGAGUUUCAUAUUCUCUGUGAUGUGGAUGCUUGCGUGAUCAUCUUAGGGCCAAAUUUCAAUAAUCGUCCCAUUGAUGUUGAGACAUGGCCUACUGAUCGCUUUGAUAUGAGGCGCAUUAUAAACAGAUACAGAUCUCAGGACAAAGAACGCAGGAAAAACCAAGAUUUGUCUAGUUUCUUUGUGGCACGGCAAAAGAAACUUGAUGAUGAGAUUGCUAAAAUGCGAAAGGCUUGCUUGAAAGCAAAGUUUCCAGCGUGGGAUAAUCGUCUAAACCUGUUGCAAUCUUCUGAACUUAAUGUACUUGCUGGGGUUCUUGAUUCUAAGCUUGAAGUUGCAACUAGUAUGGUUUUGAAGAGUAAAGGUGACCAUUAUCUGAUGUUUGGUUCCAGGCCAGAGAUUAUCGAAGGAGGAUACUCCAGCAAUAACAAUUAUAAAUCAAGUUCAUUGGCUUCAACUUUCGCAAACGCAUUGCAGCAAAAGAAAAUGGAAUUAGAGGUUUUUAAGCCUGAACCAUUAACCUUUGUGAAUGCAUCCGAUCAAAAUCUCCCGCAGAUGCUUCCUUUUAACGUUAAUCCUCUCAAUAGUCCAAUGUUGAUGAUGAUGAUGAUGGCCAAUGGUGACAAUUAUUUCAGCCAAUUUGUGGGUGAGUGCAGCAGCAGCAAGAGAUCACCGUGGUCUCCAGUUAAAGCCCCUGCAUACUCUUUUGAUCAUCCAGCUGCUAAUGCGAUGAUGAUGAAUAAUAAUCCUUGGGCUCACUCAGGAAGCUAUUGUGGUCUAAGCAGGCAAUCAGUGUUGCCUUCUAACGUUUCUUCUCAUGUGCAUAUUCCUCAAUUCUCUGACAUUUUCGAUAUUAAUGAGUUUGAGAUGAAGAAUAAAAAACCACAGUGA